This is a messenger RNA of Manihot esculenta (cassava), 598 nucleotides long. Its product is annotated as non-specific lipid-transfer protein 8. Gene Ontology annotation, cellular component: membrane. Gene Ontology annotation, biological process: lipid transport. Gene Ontology annotation, molecular function: lipid binding. The record is from RefSeq and is a predicted model, not a curated record. Bases 49 to 402 code for a protein of 117 amino acids. The transcript has 2 exons. Lineage: Eukaryota; Viridiplantae; Streptophyta; Magnoliopsida; Malpighiales; Euphorbiaceae.
AAGAGCAUGAUCAAACUAGUCUUAUAGAUCUACUUACUGAUUAUCACCAUGAACUCUCUAAGGGUUUCAAUUCUAAUCAUCUCUGCUAUACUUCCUCUUUUGCUGGCACCAGCUUCAGAGGCUGCUAUUUCAUGCAGUGAUGUGCUCAAGGACCUGAGACCUUGUGUCAAAUACCUAACAAAUGGAAGUGGGGCACCACCUGCAGCUUGCUGUGCAGGAGCCUCAGCACUUGCAUCUGCCGCAACAACCACCGCUGAUAAGAGGGCUGCUUGCGCCUGCAUCAAAACAGCAGCACAGAAAAUAAAUCCAAAUGCUCAAUUAGCCCAAUCUCUUCCAGCCAACUGCGGGAUCAGCUUCCCUUACACUGUUUCACCCAACGUGGAUUGCUCCAAGAUUAGUUAAAAUCGAAGUGGUCUGUCGAUUCUCUUGUCUGUAUUACUUGGUAUGUUUCUGGGAAUGCUAAGAGAGAGUGACUCUACUUGAUUUAUAUGUUUAUAUUGGAAAGCUUAUUAUCCUGUCAUAUAAUAAGCUGGAAUGUCUACUAGCUAUUAUAUCUCCAAUAAAUAAAAGCUUUUUUGAAGUGUGAUUCUCUUUUUAA